GUGUCUAGACAAUGACAAUAGGUGUAUUUCUCAAAUAAAAUGUGGUCACGCUGGUGGGGAAUUCCCAAACUUUAGUCAUUAUUUCAUUAUCGCAUAGAUAUUAGUGAAAGAAUCCAAUAAACAUAAAAUAUCAGAUUCUUCAAGAUAAAAUAAGAAGGGGGAAAUAGAGAACUGCGUUUAUUCCCAGUUAAUUUACAAGUUGCCAUAAACUGAAGAGCAGCGACAGAAGAACAAAUGAUAUUAGGAUAUUCCUAUAUCCUACAGCUAGCAGUUCUAUCACAAGUAAUAUUUUGUCAUGGAUUUGGGUAACGAAACAUUGGAAGAUUUGGAUGGCGAAACAUUGGCAGAUUUGAUUAACCAACUGUGCGAACCACCUGAACGUGAUGAGCCAAGUAUUAUGAAAGCUGUCCGGAAGGAAAACUUGGAUAAAAUUACUUAUUUGAUUACAUCUGGAGAGUCUGUCAAUAGCAAGGACUCUGAUGGUUAUACGCCACUCCAUCUAGCUGCAAUGAAAGAAAAUUUGGAUAUCAUGAAAUGCCUUCUUACUGUACCUGAUAUAGAUAUUAAUGCGAGAAACAAAUUCGACGAAACGCCUUGCUUUACUUCCUCGAAGUUUGGUAAUUUCAAGAUGACACAACUUCUCGUUGAUAGUGGAGCUGAUGUGAAUAUACCGAACGAAUACUUUGAAACACCUCUGCAUGCAUCUGUUCACUUUCCAAAUAUUUCACAGUUACUCAUAGAAAAUGGGGCAGACUUGGAUGCUGUCGACUCAGAGGGCAGGUCUGUGUUACAUAAAGCUACACUUGAUAACUGUUUGGAAACUGUGUACAUACUUCUCUAUUACAAUGCAGAUGCUAAUAUGAAGGAUAAUCGUGGUAAAACACCAUUUGGAAUAGCAAUGUAUCUUAAGAAUGUUGUAUUGAUAGAUACUCUAUGUGAGUAUGUAAAUGACUUGAGUACCCAGAAAAACAUUUUAGAUAUGACCAUAUAUUACGGACAUUGUAUAGUUGAGAAAUUACUAAAUACAGGAGUUAAAGUAGAUAAAGUCGCUUUUGAAAAAAGUUUGGCCUUGCAAGAUCCUAAAAUUUUCAAACUCUUAUGGAAAAGACUAGAUCCCCGAGAAGCAAAACAAAUAAAUUUCUUUAAUCUAGGUAGCUUGAAGGGCCAAGUUUUCCAUGAUUUUAUAGAUGUGGUGUUAGAAGAUAGUGAUGAUUCUGUAAUGGCUGUAAUAGCUGAAAGCAUAAGCAGUUACAAUAUGAAAGAGUUCAUUGGUGGAUUUCCAGAGGAUAAUGCCUCCAUAGAUCAGCUAACUAAACUGAUUUUCCUCCUGCUGCAAAACGGUUAUCAAAUGAGUUGUCAUGUCAUACACAUGAUUUUCAUUAGGUUCGGUUACUGUGAGCUUUUCAAAUUGUUGAUGUUUAUUGACUAUACGACUGAUUGGGACGUUUUCGCAACCACUUCCAGGUUAAUUUUUGACAUUGAAAGUACCAUAGAAUCCAGAGUCAAUGAAAUGGUGUCUGUUAAAGAUCAGUGGAUGGCUGUAAUUAUGUUUCUCAAAGACGCGAAUGCGUCUGCUCGCUACUGGAUUUAUCGCCCCUUAGACGAUUUAUGUUCUGCUGAGAUCGAUGAUUAUUUAGCUGUUUCCAUAGGAUAUGGUGGGUUCUUCGAUUACAUUAAAAACAGACCUAGAGUUCCGUCCUUACUCCAAUUAGCGAGAGAUAAGACUAGAGAAUAUAUUGUUAAAAAGUCUAAUCUCAGGACCACUUCUCAGUAUUAUACAGUUAUUAACUAUCUGAAUAUUUCUUCGGUAUACAAAAAAAUUCUUACGUUUGAAAGGCCGAUAUAUACAGGUUUCAAAUGUAUUGAUAUUCAAUCAUUACAGGAAUUCAACAAUUAGUUUGGAGGAGAAUAUGAAAAAUGUUGAAAAGUUGAAUGACAACAUGAUGGGGAUUCUCCAAAAGUAUGGAUAUAUCCACACAAGGUAUCAAUCAAUCAAAUAUUUAUUGAAUCAGUUUUCCUUCACAAUCACAUUAGACAAAAAAACAUAUAAAAUACUGGCUGAUUCAACAGGUCAAACAAACUUCGAAAAGCCAAUAUAAAACAUACCUAAAAAAA
Leptinotarsa decemlineata (Colorado potato beetle) is the source of this 2115-nucleotide messenger RNA. RefSeq lists its product as uncharacterized. Lineage: Eukaryota; Metazoa; Arthropoda; Insecta; Coleoptera; Chrysomelidae. Gene Ontology annotation, molecular function: protein binding. The record is from RefSeq and is a predicted model, not a curated record.